UUAUUGUAUUCUUAAUUUUCAGCUUGUGUUGAGGUGAGUCAAAGAGAUCUGGGGGAGGGUGAAAGGGCGCUCUGCUUUAAGCUAAGUCAAGGCCUCAGUUUACACAUUUGCAGCUCGUUAGAAGACAAACUUUACCUGACUUGGAGCCUUGGGCGUGCCCAGUGGUUUCAAAACACACGGUGCCAGAAACCAGGCGGUCAGGCCUGUCCACUCUUGCGUUCACAGUUUGGCUGGCAAACACUGCUGCUGCUGAUUCAGAGCUCACAGAAGAGUUUCUCUGCUUUCUAGCGUUGAAGAGCUCAAGGAGACCUAGCUGUCUUUAUAGUCCCGGCAGCAAGGUUACAUCCUAGUGUUCCCUAGUGCUUUGUAUUCCUUUGGGAGCCCCGUGGCUGGCACCAGAAGCAGAGGCACGGGAAAUUACCCUCCUGGAUUUUGGAUGCGAUUCUAGGAGCUGUCUGGGCUGUGUUGGAGGCUGCCCUUAUGCCCAUGACAUCCCUGAGAUGGAGCAGGGCACUAGGCCCCUUUAGUUCUGGCCAGCUUUCACGAUCUCAGGAGGGCAAAGCUACUUCUGAUCUCUGCCAAAAUCAUGUUUUGGGAGCAGGGCUCUCAUUCCUGAGCUCGUGAGAGAAGCAUUUGAGAUCAAAGGAGAAGUUUCCAUCCAAAUGACACAGUAACCCUUGAACAGCUUUGGGAAGGGGAGUGCCACCUCCCUGUUCUGCCCCAGAGCAGCAUGUAGCCAAUUGAGAGCAACUUGCUACACCUUUCCAGCUCCCAUUCUCCACAGUCAGUAAUUAUUCCCUUGCGUUGCAGAUAGAGAGGCUGGAUCAGCCCAAGGUGGCUGUGCCCAUCCCCAGCGGUACCCAGCCCUUGCUCUGGGGGCUGCCUGUUCAGCUGGAAAGCACAGCGCUGCUGGAUGACGUUUUCCUCUCCUCCCACUGAAUCAGCCUUUUAUUUACUCUUUGGAAUGCAAAGUAACAGGACACCCUGUGAGUUUUAUCUCUCUCCCAGUCUUUUGUAAUGCUUUAGAAGUUGCCGGACCGGAUUGAGCUGUGAGAUGGGGUGGUUUCAGGGUUGCCUGGCAGGAAUCUGGGUGGGAGGGCACUGUCGCUGAAAUUUGAAUUUGGGAGUCGCGCUGAGAGUACAAUCAUUGAGCCAUACUACGGGAAGGAAAAGCCUUUGUCCCUGAGUGAAUCUGGCCCGUCGCUGGUGUGGAUGGAUGGUGCUCCUUUGCUAGAAUUCCUGGCAACCACCUCCACCAGAAGACUCCUCUCCCGCCGGCAGCAGGCCUUCAUUCCUUCUAUUUCAGGGCUCGCCUUCCUCCCAAACCUCGUCUCUGCUCUCAAGAUGCUGUUGCGGCUACAUUGAGACAACGCGAGGAGGAGGAGGAGGUGACAGCUUUUAUUGGAUGAACUGGUUCCAGCGGGAGCAAACAGAAGCUUUGCGGGUGGCUGCUGCCAUUGCAUGAAGGACAUGAACAACCUGGAUGAAGGGGUGGAGUUCCUCCCUGCCAUGAACUCCAAGAAGAUGGAGAAGCGCGGCCCAAAGCGGCAGGUGGUCAUCACUGUCCUGAUCAUUGUUUUUCUGCUUGUCUCCCUCACCACUGGCCUCCUGUUUUGGCACUUCAAAUAUAGGAACACACCUGUCCGGAAGGUUUUCAAUGGCCACUUGCGGGUUCUGAACUGGGAAUUCCUGGACGCCUAUGAGAACUCCAGCUCUCCAGAGUUCAGUAUGCUGGCCAAGAAGGUGAAGAGCACGGUGGAGGAGAUCUACAAGAAUCAUGCUGAUAUUGGUCCUUAUCACAAAGAGACAAUAAUCACUGCCUUCAGUGAAGGCAGUGUCAUUGCCUACUACUGGUCAGAAUUCCUUGUGCCCAAAUACCGGGAAGAGAGCCUGGACAGGGCGAUGGCUGACAAGCAGAGCCUGGUGCAGAGGUGGAACCCGCGCCUGAGAAACCCCAUGCUGAAGGUGGAGUCAGUCAUUGCUUUCCCUGUGGACCCCAGCAUAGCUCACUCUGCCCGGGACAACAGCUGCAUGUUCUCCCUUCACGCCAAGGAAGGGGAGGUCACCAGUUUCACCACGCCAGGCUUCCCCAACAGCCCAUACCCCAACAAUGCCCUCUGCUACUGGGCAUUGAGGGCAGAUGCCAGUUCCAGCAUCAGUCUCACCUUCAAGACCUUGGAGCUGGAGCCAUGCAGAGAUGACAGUGACUACAUCAAGGUGUAUGACUCUCUGAGCCCCGUGGAGCCCCAUGCCUUGGUUAGACUUUGUGGGAAUUAUGCCCCAUCCUACAACCUGACCUUCCUCUCCUCCCAGAACGUCAUGCUAGUCACAUUGGUUACCAACAAGGAGGGACGAUUCCCUGGCUUUAAGGCUGAGUUCUUCCAGCUUCCAAAGAUGAAAGCCUGUGGUGAGACCCUGAAGGGAGACAGUGGCACCUUCACAACUCCCUAUUACCCAGCACACUACCCCCCAGACAUGGACUGUGUCUGGAACAUUGAGGUUCCCUCUAGAAAGAAUGUGAAGGUGCGUUUCAACAUGUUCUUUGUGCUGGAGCCUGGGAUCCCAGUCAGCUCCUGCACCAAAGACUAUGUGCAGAUCAACGGCACAAGGUACUGUGGGGAGCGCUCCCAGUUUGUGGUGGCCAGUACCACCAACAAAAUCGAGCUCCGGUUCCACUCGGACCAGUCCUACACAGACACAGGCUUCUCUGCAGAAUUCCUGUCCUACGACUCCAGUGACCCCUGCCCUGGUAAGUUCACUUGCAAUACUGGCCGCUGCAUCGACAGGAGCAUGCGCUGCGAUGGGUGGCUGGACUGCGUGGACGGCAGUGAUGAGAGGUCCUGCACCUGUACGGAGCAGCAGUUCAAGUGCCAGAAUGGCUGGUGCAAGCCCAGGUUCUGGGUCUGUGACAACGUGAACGACUGUGGUGACAACAGCGAUGAGCUACAGUGCAGCUGCCCAGCUGACAGCUUCAAGUGCGACAACGGGAAGUGUGUCCCCAGCACACAGAAAUGUGAUGGCAAGGACGACUGUGGGGACGGGAGCGAUGAGGGCAGCUGCAGCACAGCAGGCCAGACCACGGUCCCCUGCAAGGAGUACACGUACAAGUGCCGCAGUGGACACUGCAUCAGCAAACAGAACCCCGAGUGUGAUGGGGAGCAGGACUGUGAGGAUCAUUCUGAUGAGGACAACUGCAACUGUGGUCUCCGCUCCUACAUCAGGAAGUCGCGGAUCGUUGGUGGGCAGAACUCGGACGUGGGAGAGUGGCCCUGGCAGGUCAGCCUGCACGUCAAGGGCCAGGGCCACAUCUGUGGGGCCUCGCUGGUGUCAGCAAGCUGGCUGGUGUCGGCAGCACACUGCUUCCUGCCACUGCAGGGCAUCAGGUAUUCAGAUCCCAGCCUAUGGACAGCCUACCUGGGGCUGACUGACCAAGGUGACCGGAGUGGCCCCAAUGUGCAAACCCGCAAAAUCAAGCGCAUCAUCUCCCACCCCUUCUUCAAUGACUACACCUACGACUAUGACAUUGCUGUGCUGGAGCUGCAGAGCCCUGUCACCUUCACAGCUGUCGUCCAGCCCAUUUGCCUGCCCGAUGCCACCCACAACUUCCCUGUGGGCAAGGACCUGUGGGUGACUGGAUGGGGAGCAACUGCAGAAGGAGGCACAGGAGCCUCCAUCCUGCAGAAGGCAGAGAUCCGGCUCAUCAACCAGACUGUGUGUAACCAGCUCCUGACAGACCAGCUGACACCACGCAUGAUGUGUGUGGGGAUCCUGACCGGUGGUGUGGAUGCCUGCCAGGGAGACUCUGGGGGGCCCCUGGUCAGUGUGGAGCCCAGCAGUCGGAUGUUCCUGGCUGGCGUGGUGAGCUGGGGCGAUGGCUGUGCCCAGAGGAACAAACCUGGGGUGUACAGCCGGCUCACGAGCUUGCGAGACUGGAUCCAGGAGCACACAGGCCUCUAGGGAUGGAUCCCUGCCUGGACACCUCUUAGACAGCGCUGGCUGAAGACACUUGGCAGUGCCAGCCAUGCACAGCCUCUACUGUGAACUUCAACCCUCCCUCUACCUCGCUGUGAGCGCCUGGGACUCCAUGUGCAACCAGAGCUGAUGGUUGGGUUUACGCCUUAGUCUGAGAAAUCCGUAUUUGGAGAAGUUUCCCUUGGGGGGGUAAGCUAGUGCAGCUCCCAUGAACAAUUUGAAUGAGCCAUCAUUCAAGAUUUCAUAUAGUAAUAAACUUUUAAAAAAAAUCUAAUCAAAAAAAAGACAGUUUGUGUUUAGAGGCAAACUUUAUUGGACAAGUUCAAAAACAAGGUUUCAGCAUAUAUUCUAAGUGGUGCAUUUGUUUUCAAACAGCCGUCCAUAUCCUUUCUCUGGUGUUCAGCCAUAAUGGAGGUCUUACCAUAGUUUUGGGGAGAUUCCCUUUGGAAUGCCUCCCUUGUCCCACACCAUGGUCUCCUCCUUCUGUCCUCUGUCCAGCUCUGCUUCUGGCUUGGCCAAGUCCAGGAUUGGGGGCCUGAAAGAGAGAUGUUGGGCUGAAACACCACCACUCACCCUGAGGGAAGCCACAGGCAGAGCUCAAAGCCAUCACUCACCCCAAAGAAAGCCAUGGGCAUUGCUCAAACACUAUCACUCGCUAUGAGAGAAGCCAAAGGCAGAGCUGCUGGCACAUGUGGAGACCCAGAGCCAUUGGCAUCACUGCAUUGUGCCUUAACAUCAUACUGAGCUGAGCUGAUAGAGUUUCUGCUGAGCCCCAGGUGCCUGGAAUCACUGUGAAGAGCACAAGGGCUGCACUGAAUUUUUCUUGGAGUGCUCCCCACAAGGACAACACCAAUGAGCUGUGCACACCAGCCUUAUACCUGUCUUACUUUUGUAAAGAAAAAUGUGACUUGUGAAUGUGCUGAUUUUCUUCCUUUUUCCUCUGUAGUCUGUUCCUGCCCCAGCAAAGCACACUCCAGCUUAGUCCCUUCCUUACCUGUAAAUACAUUGUUUUGUAAAACUCUCAGAACUGAGAUGCUGCAAUAAACUGGGAUAUUUUCUAA
This is a messenger RNA of Zonotrichia albicollis (white-throated sparrow), 5033 nucleotides long. It is a transcript of the gene ST14, whose product is annotated as ST14 transmembrane serine protease matriptase. Gene Ontology annotation, biological process: complement activation; proteolysis. Gene Ontology annotation, molecular function: protein binding; serine-type endopeptidase activity. NCBI's taxonomy places the organism in Eukaryota, Metazoa, Chordata, Aves, Passeriformes, Passerellidae. Gene Ontology annotation, cellular component: extracellular region; membrane. The record is from RefSeq and is a predicted model, not a curated record.